This is a messenger RNA of Parnassius apollo (apollo), 246 nucleotides long. Lineage: Eukaryota; Metazoa; Arthropoda; Insecta; Lepidoptera; Papilionidae. The record is from the annotation of a GenBank genome assembly.
AUGUAUUCAUUGCCAAUUGCUAUUGCAAACAAAACUAUUAUAGUUCUUCCCAAAUACUCAUACUUAUUGGUAAAAGAAGAAGAAUACUUGCCAGUCCCGAGAGCCUGUAAACAAAUUGCUUUGGACAACCAAUUCCUGUGCAAUAACGACGAUGUGCUGCUGCAUACAGAACAAAGCUACGAGGAACAGCUCAUGGAGUUUCAAGCAAACCUCGAUGCCUGUGAACAGCAUACUGUGGACAUUUAA